This is a messenger RNA of Caenorhabditis angaria, 1119 nucleotides long. Lineage: Eukaryota; Metazoa; Nematoda; Chromadorea; Rhabditida; Rhabditidae. The record is from the annotation of a GenBank genome assembly.
AUGGCCCUAGUUUUAGUCAUGGGUAUUCCGGCUUCUGGAAAAUCCACAUUUUGUCAAAAAAUGAGGGAUUUUGAGCCGGAACUAGUUGCAACAACUUCAUUUGAUGAAUUUAGACAAGGUGUGAAUGGAGAUGGGUGGGUUUUGAACUGGAUUUAAGCAUUGCUCAGGUUAAUUGAAAAUCUUGCUGAUAAUUUGAAUCUUGACACGAUUUCUUGGGUUACUAUAUCUUCAUUGGAUUACUGUAGCUAAAUCUGAAAUUCAAAAAAAAAAAUUAGGUAUUGCUCAGGUUAAUGAAACAUUUGAGUCUUUCAACGAUUUUCUGGAUUACUGUAGCUUUCUUGGGUUACUGUCUGAGUUUCUGUCGGUUGGGUUACUGUCUGGAUUACUGUAGCUUAAUCUGAAAUUCAAAAAAAUUUAAGCAUCGCUCAGAUUAAAUGGAAAAUUUGAGUCUUGACACGAUUUCUUGGGUUACUGUAGCCUCUCUAGAUUACUGUAGUUAGAUAAAAUUAAAAAAGAAUUUGGCAUUGCUCAGAUUAAAUGGAACAAUUUUUGAGUCUUGACACAACAUCUUGGGUUACUGUAGCUUUUUUGGAUUACUGUAGCUAAAUCUCUCUUUAAGCAUUGCUCAGGUUAAUUUCCAACAAACUUUCUUCUAAAUUUAUACUUUUAAAAUGUUCCAAAGAAACUUUUUAAGGUUGAAAUUAAAAUUUAAUUUAUUAAGGCCCACGCUAAGCUUUUUUCCCCAAAAAAACCCCCCAAAAUCAUUCCAGGUCUGCCCGUGUCACUCGAAAAUUCUUCAAAAACCACUGCACCUCAAUCAUCCCAUCUUCAAAUGAACCAAUCCAAUUCAUCGAAGAUAUUUUCUAUCUCCAAAGUAUGCGAAGACCAUUCCAAAAAUUGGCUAGAAAUCAGAAUUUCAGUUUUCAUGUGAUAUUUUUGAAAUUCGAUGUAGAAGAGGCGAUGAGGAGAAAUUCAAAAAGAUCUGGAGAUUUAAGACAUCCAGAUGAGACAAUUCUGAAGAUUGAUGAAAAUCUGGAAUUCUCCGAUGAUUUCACUGUUGUGAGCUCCGAAGAAUCCAGAAGUUUAACAUUGCAUCAACUCUUCCAUCAGAAACUUUGA